Lizanozyma spartinae is the source of this 3285-nucleotide messenger RNA. RefSeq names its product Snt1p (gene SNT1). The record is from RefSeq and is a predicted model, not a curated record. Bases 1 to 3285 code for a protein of 1094 amino acids. The transcript has a single exon. Lineage: Eukaryota; Fungi; Ascomycota; Pichiomycetes; Serinales; Debaryomycetaceae. Gene Ontology annotation, biological process: regulation of transcription by RNA polymerase II. Gene Ontology annotation, cellular component: Set3 complex.
AUGUCAUCCAAUGGUUCAAGGGGUAAUUAUAACCCUAAUGGACGAUAUGGUGGCGAUAGAUAUGAAUAUACUGAUUAUGGCAAAGUGCGCAAGAAGAACUAUUAUUCCAGUUCUUCAAGACGAGAUUUCAGAGCCCAGUUAAGUGGUGCAAAUAAAAUAGCUUUAUCUGGUCCGAUACGAGAUAACGACAGCACUGGUAAUAAUAAUAAUAAUAAUAAUAAUAAUAAUAAUAAUAAUAAUAAUAAUGGUUCAUAUGCUUCCAACGGUAUUAGUCGAAGUAACUCCUCAGGGAAUAUACCAACGUUAUCUGCUGGACAACACCAACAACUGCAACUACAACAAGCUCCAUCUUCCUCAGCAUCAACUUCAUCUUAUUCAACUGCUUCCUAUGGAAGUUCAGGUAAUAACAAUAUCAAUAAUAGCACCAAUAAUAACAAUUCCAACUCGUAUUACGGUGGUUAUGGUGGUUAUAAUAGCAUUAAUAAGCUGAAACAAAAUGAACCAGGUGAUUAUGGUCCUAACAAUAACUUUUACGGUGGAAGAGGGUCAGGCUCCAGUACCCACUCAAAUGAAACAUGGGGAAAUCGUGGGAAAGCAUCGGCUUCAAGAGGAAGCUCAUUAACGUCAACUGAUUAUAGAAAAGAAAGAUAUGAAUAUUCAGACCCACUACCGAAUGGUACAUCCAAAUGGAAAUCUUCAUAUGGCAGUCGAAGUUCACUAUCUGGAUCACUAGGUGGAAGAUCCUAUAGUAAAUGGGGUGCUUAUUCAUCCUUUGGUGGCUCUAAAGGUACUGGUUCUUCUGCAUUAGUGAACAGUACUGGAGGAAGUAAAAGGAAUAUUAAUCUGACUCCUGGUGGUGGUGGAGGAGGUAGAGGUUCUUAUACCAAUCUAAACUCAAAGUUUUCAGUUGAUAGAUAUUCUACUGCUAGAAGCAAAGAUUAUGUCAAGAAGAAGAGUCCUAGAGAAAGCUCGAAAGAUUACCACAUCGAUGAAAGGAAGGAAGAUAAUCGCAGUAAUAACAACAAUAAUAAUAAUAAUAAUGCUGGUGGCGUGAAUGAUAACUUGCGUGAUGACAACGACAACGAUAACGAGUUGGAUGCUGAGACUGAGGCUAAUCUGAUUAAAUUAUCCCAAGAUGGGGAUAUGAUGCGACAUUACGAUGACAAAGAUGUUGAUAUGGAUGACUUAGAAGGAAUAGAAGGAGAUAUCAUGGAUGAAGAUGAAGAAGACUUGGAAGAAGACGAUGAUGAUAAUGAUAAUGAAGGACAUACCUCAAUUGUUGUUGAAGAGCUGAAACAAUAUGAUGAAGUUUUACAGAAGAAGAAGGAAUUGGUGAUAAAUUCAAUGGACUCUACUUCUACAGAGAAUGAUGAUGAAGUAUUGUAUUACCCUGAAGGUUGUAAUUAUCCCUUGAACAAGCUUGAAUCCAGUUAUGUUGAGCUUGAAAAGGAAUAUAAAGCUGCUAAUGAAUCUUUAAAGUAUUCACUUGUCAAGCCUGUUGAAAGUCUUUCAGAUUAUCCGUUUUACAAAAAGAAUCUUAAAGCAUAUGAUGUUCAUAAUAUUUCUUUGGCCGGUGCUAUGAAAGCCAAACUGCUUUUGAUUCGUAAGAAGAGACUUUCUCUUUGGAAAGAUUAUGAGAAGACUUUUGAAGAUUAUACUAUUUCAUCUGAGAAAAUGGAUCAACAGUUACGAGUGAUUCAUCCUUCCGAUGAUGAAAUGAGAAGAGAAAUAGAUUCAAGUGAUAACAAGAAGGUUGCACCUGAAUUCGAUGAUUCUUAUUAUGCCAAACCACCACCUACUACUUCACGUCGUAGUAGAAGACAUGGAGAUUUGGUUACUACUGAAGCUGAGUUUGAAGAGGUGUUGAAGUCUUUGGAAAGACAAAGCGAUGAAGAUCCAUUGCUAAGAGCUCAAAAGGUUGCAGCAGAAAUUCCCGAUAUGAUUUUAGAUCCAAUUGAAAGAAACUGCUUUAUAUAUAUGGAUUCCAAUAAUGCUGUUCAAGAUGUUGAAGCUUGGGCAAAUAGAAUCACCUAUGAUUUUGAUACCAAUUUCCUGGAGAAAGAACAUACAUUAUUCACUGAAGGUUUCUGUCAUCAUCCAAAAAGAUAUGGAGCCAUCUCCCGGUUUAUGGGUGGCCUAAGAACACCUGAAGAUUGUGUUCAUUAUUACUAUAAGACCAAGAAGAACGUCAACUAUAAGCAAAUCCUUAUUCAACACAAGAAGAAGGCUAGCAAACGAUCUGUUAAACGUGGAGGUAAGGGAAGAUCCAGAAACUCAUCUCAAGUUCAUGCAAGCGCACCACCACCACAACCAUCCGUGGAGAAGGAGAAGGAGGCAGAGGAUGAAGAAGUGCGUAAUAACAGUGUUGUUACGCCUGUUGUUACUCGAGAGCACAGCAGUACAAAUGUACCUGAUACUAUCACCUCCAAUUCAACCAUAAGUGAACCUCAAAGUGAGACUAGUCCUAAAGGUGACGAGGUUGUCACCUCAGAAACCCUAAAAAGCCAUACCGAAGAAGGUCAAGACAAAAAUAAGUUGGACCGUGAUGAAUUCCCUGAUAAACUAGUUAAUAGGAAGAGAAUCCGCAAAGAAGACAAUACAGAAACAACAACAGGAACGAAGGUGUUCAAGAAAGAUCCUAUUGCUGAAGAUAAAAACACAACAAUAUCCAAUAAUGACGACUCUUCAUCAAAGAGAAGUAUCUCCAGUUAUUGGAGUAUCAAUGAAGUUACACAGUUCCCUUCAUUACUCGAAGCACACGGUACUAAAUGGGUCAUUAUAGCGGAUAUUUUGGGAACCAAAACCCCUACUAUGGUUAAGAAUUAUUACCAAAGAAAUGCCGAUAAAAACGGAUGGUCAGAAUCGUCAAUACAAUCCCCUAACACCACCACCACAGAAUUAUAUGAUAAAUACCCACCACCUCCUCCAGUCACUACUACUGAAUUAGUUCCUCAAUUACCAACUCCAAUCGAUGUGGCAGGGCUACCCAAACCUCCACCAUUAACAACAACGUCAUUUGUUUCACCUUCACCUUUGCCGCAUUCUUCUUCAUCCUUUCCAAUUGCUGCCCCCACUUCAUACCCUCCAAUGUCUUCUGCUGCUGCUAUUAUUGCACCGACAACCGACAUCAACAAUGGCUCUUAUCCUAUUGUUCCAGUCACUCCACAAGUGCCAACUCGUUCAACUAUCAUGAGUCUCUUGAAUGGGCCCAGCCCAGUUAAACCUGAUUCCGUUCCCCCUCAGAACACAAGCCACAAAAGCAAUGUUCGAAACCUCCUCAACUAA